UGCCGACGUUCCAACAAGUCGCUUUGCAUUGCAAACGAGGGCAUUUUACUUAAGCCCGCGAAGUGGCCAAUUUGGGAUUUGGGACCUUAAAAAUCUCCAAACCUUUCCCCUCUCUCUUCGUCGCACAGAUCCACUCGACAGCCCACCCCAUCGAUCGAAUUCGAAGCCACGCCAAGCCAAACACAGCUACGCGAAUCCCGCCGCCCGAUCCAGCGCCACCGCCGCAGCCUAGGGUUUGCCUGCCAUGCCCUCCUCCACCGCCUCCUGGUCGCGGUACGGCGCUGUCCCCACCUCUACCCCGCCGGCGCCUCUCAAGCAGGAGGAUGUGGCUGGGGCGGUGGCGGUGAGGAACGGGGUGGGCGAGGAGGCGGCGGCGUCGUCUUCGUCGGCGACGACGGCGGCGGAGGCCGGGGUCGCCUUCUUCUCCCGCGCGCGGGCGUUCGCGGGGGCCGCGGCGGGGCGGCCGCGGGCUUGGCUGGAGGUGCUCGAUCCCACAGCGUUCUCGCGCCCGGACAGCUGCGGCGAGGCCCGCGCGCGGGCGCGGCGGAACCUGGCAUACUUCCGCGCCAACUACGCGCUGACCGCACUCGUGCUCGUCUUCGUCGGCCUCGUCUACCGCCCGGUCUCCAUGCUCGCCUUCCUGGCGCUCUUCGUGGCCUGGCUGGGGCUCUACUUCGGGCGCGGAGAGGGGGAGCCGCUCUUGUGCCUCGGCCGCGAGGUCGACGACCGCGUCGUGCUGGCCGUGCUCUCGGCGGCCACGGUCCUCGCCGUUGCGCUCACUCACGCGGGGCUCAACCUCCUCGUCUCGCUCGUCGUCGCUGCAGCCGUCAUCGGCGUGCACGCUGCGCUCAGGGUGAACUACUACCUCGACGAGAGGGACGCUUUCGAUGGCGCCGGCUCCUCCUUCACGGAUAGCGGAUUCGGCUACACGCUCCCAAGAUGAGGGAGCAUUCAGCUGAUGCUGAUGACAUUGUUGGUUGGUGUUCUUGAGGGGAUUCUUGGUGGCUCUGAUCCAUCUGUCGGAUUUUGUAAGGCGUUCUUGGAAGCUGUAAUGUUCUAAAUAUUUCUUUGGUAAGGUGUCUUUAACCUUUUUGUAGUUUGCAUGUUGUGUGUAGCCUCUUGCAUCGAUUUUUGGGAGAUUUUUUAUUUGUUUGUAGUAUUGUGUUUGUUUGAGCGAAAAUUUUGAGGUGAUUGCUAUGAUUUAAAUCUGUUUUCAAGAAAGAAAAAAAAUUGCAAUGCUUUCCUGGA
Molecule: messenger RNA, 1248 nt
Organism: Phragmites australis (common reed)
Lineage: Eukaryota; Viridiplantae; Streptophyta; Magnoliopsida; Poales; Poaceae
Product: PRA1 family protein E-like
Exons: 1
Coding region: 245-943 (232 amino acids)
Biological process (GO): vesicle-mediated transport
Cellular component (GO): Golgi apparatus; endoplasmic reticulum
Source: RefSeq, a predicted model, not a curated record